CGGGAAAUCUCGCGAUACUUCGACUUUUAUUAGAGAGUUGAUGCAAGAUGGCGCCUGUUGUGACGGGGAAAUUCGGGGAGCUUCCUCAGCCAAAGCGCCUUACCAGAGAGGCGAUGCGUAACUAUUUGAAGGAGCGAGGAGAUCAGACGGUGCUCAUACUGCAUGCAAAAGUUGCACAGAAAUCGUACGGCAAUGAAAAAAGGUUCUUCUGCCCACCGCCGUGUGUGUACCUGAUGGGCUGCGGCUGGAAGAAGAAGAAGGAGCAGAUGGAGAGAGAGGGCUGCACCGAGCAGGAGGCGCAACCCUGUGCUUUCAUCGGCAUCGGAAACAGCGAGCAGGAAAUGCAGCAGCUCAACCUGGAGGGCAAGAACUUCUGCACAGCCAAAACCUUGUACAUAUCCGAUUCUGACAAGAGGAAGCACUUCAUGCUGACGGUCAAGAUGUUCUACGGGAACAGCGCGGAAAUCGGCGUCUUCCUCAGCAAACGCAUCAAAGUCAUAUCCAAACCUUCCAAGAAGAAACAGUCCCUGAAGAACGCAGACCUGUGUAUAGCGUCGGGCACUAAAGUGGCUCUGUUUAAUCGGUUACGCUCUCAGACAGUCAGCACUCGAUACCUCCAUGUCGAGGGAGGAAACUUUCACGCCAGCUCUCAGCAGUGGGGGGCCUUUUAUAUUCACUUGUUAGAUGAUGAUGAGUCGGAGGGGGAGGAGUUUACUGUGAGAGACGGAUACAUUCACUACGGUCAGACUGUUAAACUGGUGUGUUCUGUCACGGGCAUGGCUUUACCGCGUCUGGUAAUCCGCAAGGUUGAUAAGCAGACUGCCCUGAUGGAUGCAGAUGAUCCUGUAUCUCAGCUCCACAAGUGUGCGUUUUACUUGAAGGACACAGAGCGCAUGUACCUGUGUCUCUCUCAGGAACGCAUCAUCCAGUUCCAGGCGACGCCGUGCCCCAAAGAGACAAACAAAGAGAUGAUUAACGACGGCGCAUCGUGGACAAUCAUCAGCACGGAUAAAGCGGAGUACACGUUCUACGAGGGCAUGGGUCCUGUCACACACCCUGUUACACCUGUACCUGUGGUGGAGAGUUUACAGCUAAACGGAGGUGGUGAUGUGGCCAUGCUGGAGCUGACUGGACAGAACUUUACUCCAAAUCUCAGAGUGUGGUUCGGGGACGUGGAGGCAGACACCAUGUACAGAUGUGGUGAGACCGUUCUUUGCGUGGUUCCUGACAUCUCGGCGUUCCGUGAGGGGUGGCGCUGGGUCCGGCAACCCGUCCAGGUUCCAGUCACUCUGGUGCGCAACGACGGCAUCAUCUACUCCACGGCGCUCACCUUCACCUACACACCUGAGCCAGGGCCACGCCCACACUGCAGUGCCGCAGGAGCCAUCCUGCGCUCAGGCUCCGCCUCCUCGCCGUCGUCUUCCUCAUCCUCCUCUAUGUCUUCAUCAUCGUCAUCGAGCCUUUUGCUACAGUCGAGGAUCGACAGUCAGACCGGAUUUCCGACAACCGCUGGUGUUUCUUCAUCAUCCUCUUCCUCCGCCAUGUCCGUGUCCUAACCUGUGUGUGUGUGUGUGUGUGUGUGUGUGUGUGUGUGUGGGGGGAGCUGGAGGGUAAAAUAAAUUCUCGGAAUUCACCAAAAAAACCAGGACAACGAUGUUGUGGAACGGAUGAAUUUCUGAGCGGGACCUCCGUCUCUUUUCUCCAUUUUUUUCCUCUUUCAUGGAAAAUAAGACUAAUCAUGGCUUUGCCAAACUGUAAAAAAGCGCAGGUGAAGUAAAAAACACGUCUGUUUUUCUCCGUCUGAAGGGCUCCGAUGCGUCGACAUGGAGGAAAAACACAGUAAUAUAGAUUUCAUGGACCAAGGAAUAUUAUUAUUAUUAUUAUUGUAAUUUUUUUAUUGAUGUAUAAUUUUAUAAGCUUUAGCUAAGGUACAUUUUUCACUUUUUUUUCUCGGUUUUAUAACAUUUUAGUAACCUUUUGUUACCAAAUAGUUUUUGUAUAUUUCUCGUGAGCAAUUUGUGCUUGGAAGUAAAAAAAAAAAAAAAAAAAGCAAAAAAAAAAAAAAAAAGGAAGAGCAGUUCAGACGUUUUUUAAAUCGCCUGAGCUCUUCAUCAUAGCUGCCUUUUAAUCCUCUCCGGCGACUGCCUUAAACCCUCCGGACUUGUACCAGCGGUUUUAUUUUAUCAUUACAUGUAUUUUUGUCCAAUUUUUUUUCUUUUUUUUUCUUUUUUUUUUUUACUGAAGUGUAAAUGUGUGUGCGUGAUUGGGAGAACGUGGCUUUACUUUUAAAAUUUUUUAUUUUAUAUACACAGAAGCUUUAACUGAUUGUCCCGCCAUUGAGGGAUCUUCUCUUAAUAGGGAAUAUAAAUUAGCCCAGUUGUUUUUA
Silurus meridionalis is the source of this 2386-nucleotide messenger RNA. RefSeq names its product recombination signal binding protein for immunoglobulin kappa J region a (gene rbpja). Gene Ontology annotation, molecular function: RNA polymerase II cis-regulatory region sequence-specific DNA binding; DNA-binding transcription activator activity, RNA polymerase II-specific. Gene Ontology annotation, biological process: Notch signaling pathway; regulation of transcription by RNA polymerase II. Lineage: Eukaryota; Metazoa; Chordata; Actinopteri; Siluriformes; Siluridae. The record is from RefSeq and is a predicted model, not a curated record. The transcript has 11 exons. Gene Ontology annotation, cellular component: MAML1-RBP-Jkappa- ICN1 complex; nucleus. The coding region runs from base 48 to 1556 and encodes 502 amino acids.